AUGCCGAAUAACGUACGUUAUCAAGAUGAUAUUAUGUAUAUUACUAAAGUAACGCGUAAUGUUUUGAAUGUACUUGGAGUUUGGCCGUCCUUAGACGAAAGAAAAACAGUCGGCAGCCGGAUCUGUAGGUUUCUACUGAUCACAAUCUCUUGGUUACUACUUUACUGCGUCCUGAUUCCCGGUUUCCUCUCCUGGUUGUUUGAAAAGAGAACGCGUAUCAAGAUACAAAUGAUACCUCUACUCCUUUUCGGUUUUAUGGCCAUCGGUAAAUACGGCAAUUUGAUAUUUCGCGAAGGACAGAUCAAGCGCUGCCUACAACACAUCGAGGAAGAUUGGAAGAAUGUGAUAGAUACGGACGCGCGAAGCAUGAUGAUCGAAUCCGCGAAAACUGGAAGACGCCUAGUCACAAUUUGCGGGAUAUUUAUGUACAGCACUGGAGUUUCUUUCCGGACGAUCUUACCGUUGUCAAAAGGAAAGCUUGUUACCGCGCAGAAUAUCACAAUCAAACCUUUACCUUGUCCGGGUUAUUUUUUCUCUUUCAACACACAAGCCAGUCCUACUUAUGAGACGAUAUUUGUGAUGCAGUUUUUCUCCGGUUUAAUUACAUAUUCGAUUACGACAGGCGUGUGUGGUCUCACAGCUGUUUUCGUGAUGCAUGCUUGUGGUCAGCUGAAAAUACUGAUGAAACUAAUGAGACAUCUCUUCGAGGAACAGUGGAUUGAGAAACAUGAUAUGAAUAGAAAGCUAGCCGAAAUAGUCGAAUAUCAAAUAAGAAUACGAAGUUUUUUGCAAUUAGUGGAGCGCACUAUGCAACAAAUAUAUCUCAUAGAAUUAAUGGGGAAUACGGUAAUGCUCUGCAUUCUAGGAUAUUGUAUAAUAAUGGAAUGGGAGAAUAGUAAUGCAAUAGCUAUGUGUACUUACUUUAUAACUAUCUCCACCAUAAUGAUAAUUGUGUUUAUGUUUUGUUACACUGGUGAACAACUUAUCAGCCAGGCCGAAAAAGUGGCUAGUACAUCGUGCGAGCUGGAGUGGUAUCGUUUCCCUGACAAAAAAGUACGCGGCAUCGUGUUGGUAAUGAUUGUGUCUAAUUUGCCCAUCAAGCUCACUGCAGGAAAAAUUAUAGACUUAUCCUUCAAAACAUUUGCAAACGUGGUUAAAACAUCUAUGACGUAUUUUAAUAUGCUUCGAAACGUUACCGAUUGAAUAUUUCUGCUUUAAUGAUUAAGAUAACGAUACAAAUUGUACAUAUUGCAAUAGUGAUAUCGUAUCAUGUUUAUUAAUAAUAUGAAUGUGUGAAAUGCAAAUUGGUGUAAUGUAUAAAUAUAGAAUAUGUGUUCCUGAUUAAAUAUAUAUCUUUUU
Odontomachus brunneus is the source of this 1359-nucleotide messenger RNA. Its product is annotated as odorant receptor 13a-like. Gene Ontology annotation, molecular function: odorant binding; olfactory receptor activity. Bases 1 to 1203 code for a protein of 400 amino acids. The transcript has 5 exons. Gene Ontology annotation, biological process: sensory perception of smell; detection of chemical stimulus involved in sensory perception of smell. The record is from RefSeq and is a predicted model, not a curated record. Gene Ontology annotation, cellular component: plasma membrane. Lineage: Eukaryota; Metazoa; Arthropoda; Insecta; Hymenoptera; Formicidae.